Molecule: messenger RNA, 1456 nt
Organism: Drosophila bipectinata
Lineage: Eukaryota; Metazoa; Arthropoda; Insecta; Diptera; Drosophilidae
Gene: Uch-L5
Product: ubiquitin carboxy-terminal hydrolase L5
Biological process (GO): ubiquitin-dependent protein catabolic process; protein deubiquitination
Cellular component (GO): cytoplasm
Molecular function (GO): cysteine-type deubiquitinase activity
Source: RefSeq, a predicted model, not a curated record
UUUUAGUUUCUCUGGCAUCACCGAGCAUUGCUGUGAGUUGACAAAAAAUUUCUUUGCACUAGCAGGAAAAAGCGAAUUUUAGUGUUCUAAAAGUGAAAUUUGAUUAGUAUUUUGAAAGUAAAUAAAACAUGAGCGACGGUGCAGGCAACUGGUGUCUCAUUGAGUCCGAUCCUGGUGUGUUCACCGAGCUUAUUCGCGAGUUUGGUUGCGAAGGCGCCCAGGUGGAGGAGAUCUGGAGUCUGGACAGUGAGUCCUUCAAGAACCUGGAGCCCAUUCACGGCCUGAUCUUUCUUUUCAAGUGGGUGCAAGAAGAUGAGCCGGCUGGGAAAGUGGUCCUGGAUCGGGAGAACAUAUUCUUUGCCAAGCAGGUCAUUAACAAUGCCUGCGCCACUCAGGCCAUUCUGAGUCUGCUUAUGAACCUGGAGCACGAGGACAUCAAGCUGGGCGACACGCUGACCAACUUCAAGGAUUUCUGCCAGUGCUUUGAUCCCUACAACAAGGGACUGACUCUGAGCAACGCCAGCCAGAUUCGUACCGUUCACAAUUCGUUUGCCCGUCAGACGCUCUUCGAGCUGGAUAUGAAGAACCAGAACAAGGACGAGGAUGUCUACCACUUUGUGGGCUACAUACCCAUCGGUGGCAGGCUUUACGAGUUGGAUGGCCUCCGGGAAGGACCCAUAGACCUGGGCGAAAUCCGUCCCGAGCAGAACUGGAUCGAUGUGGUAAAACCCAUUAUCGAGAAGCGCAUGCAACGCUACAGCGACGGCGAAAUUCAUUUCAAUUUAAUGGCCCUCAUCUCGGACCGUCAGCGCAUCUACGAACAGCAGAUCGAAAAGCUGCUGAAUCCCGGUCCAAAUGCCAUGGAUACCGAGGAGGAUCGUCAGACUGAGAUAAACAACUUGCGCACCUACAUUCAGUAUGAAAUCCAGAAAAAGAAGCGCUACAAGGUGGAGAACGUGCGUCGCAAGCACAACUAUUUGCCGUUCAUCGUGGAGCUGCUGAAGAUGCUGGGCGAGACCCAGCAGCUGAUGCCCAUUUACGAGAAGGCCAAGCAGAGGGCGCUGGAACGCGAACAGGCGCAGCGUAAAAAGGACUCUAACUAGUCGGCAUUUAAAAACAUAUAGCUCUCUUGUCGUUGGGCAAUUCCAAAUUGCAACGAUUUCAAAACAAAAAAAAACAUAAAAAAUCAGAAAAUUGGAGAUAUGAAGCUUAAAAGCAAUCGGCAGAGUAGAAAUCGAUGGGUUCUUUAGUAGAUAGGUGAAACUGCCUUGUACUGUACUUUAGUUUUAUACACUCUACACUUUUAAUACUUAGCUUUGCUAUUUUGGCUUUUUCUUUCUGCCAGUUAAUCGUAAAUACACACUUCUCCGUGUUAAGCUAAAUAGUAUACCUAAUACAAAAUAGUGAAAAAUUUAAAUGGAAAUAAACAGUUUCGGUAACAUAAAGAAAUAAAACA